This is a messenger RNA of Nomascus leucogenys (northern white-cheeked gibbon), 1497 nucleotides long. It is a transcript of the gene TNFSF14, whose product is annotated as TNF superfamily member 14. Gene Ontology annotation, molecular function: tumor necrosis factor receptor binding. The record is from RefSeq and is a predicted model, not a curated record. NCBI's taxonomy places the organism in Eukaryota, Metazoa, Chordata, Mammalia, Primates, Hylobatidae. Gene Ontology annotation, cellular component: membrane. Gene Ontology annotation, biological process: immune response.
GACUCCAUCUCAAAAACAACAAAAAAUAAACAAACAAACAAAAAAACCCACAACAUAUUAUUUUCUUGUUUAUGAGGCUUCUUGUCUCUCUGGCUCCGCCAAAAGAGGAUCACCAUCGGAGCAGGGACCCUUCUUGCUGUUGUUCACUGCUGCAUCCCCCACACCUAGAGCAGAGCCUGGCAUGGACAGAAAGUCCUCGGUAAAUAUUUGGUGGCCCCAAGCGAAUGAAGCAUCGAAGAAGGGAAAGCUGGGGGCUCCCCACUGCACUUGCCACCUGAGUCACAUUUUCAGAAGCCUCUGGAAAGUCGUGCACAGCCCAGGGGUGUUGAGCAAUUUCGGUUUCCUCUGAGGUUGAAGGACCCAGGCGUGUCAGCCCUGCUCCAGACACCUUGGGCAUGGAGGAGAGUGUCGUACGGCCCUCAGUGUUUGUCGUGGAUGGACAGACCGACAUCCCAUUCACAAGGCUGGGACGAAGCCGCCAGAGACAGUCGUGCAGUGUGGCCCGGGUGGGUCUGGGUCUCUUGCUGUUGCUGAUGGGGGCCGGGCUGGCUGUCCAAGGCUGGUUCCUCCUGCAGCUGCACUGGCGUCUAGGAGAGAUGGUCACCCGUCUGCCCGACGGACAUGCAGGCUCCUGGGAGCAGCUGAUACAAGAGCGAAGGUCUCACCAGGUCAACCCAGCAGCGCAUCUCACAGGGGCCAACUCCAGCUUGACGGGCAGAGGGGGGCCACUGCUAUGGGAGACCCAGCUGGGCCUGGCCUUCCUGAGGGGCCUCAGCUACCACGAUGGGGCCCUUGUGGCCACCAAGGCUGGCUACUACUACAUCUACUCCAAGGUGCAGCUGGGCGGUGUGGGCUGCCCGCUGGGCCCGGCCAGCACCAUCACCCACGGCCUCUACAAGCGCACGCCGCGCUACCCCGAGGAGCUGGAGCUGUUGGUCAGCCAGCAGUCACCCUGCAGACAGGCCACCGGCGUCUCCCGCGUCUGGUGGGACAGCAGCUUCCUGGGUGGUGUGGUGCACCUGGAGGCUGGGGAGGAGGUGGUCGUCCGUGUGCUGGAUGAGCGCCUGGUUCGACUGCGUGACGGCACCCGGUCUUACUUUGGGGCUUUCAUGGUGUGAAGGAAGGAGCGUGGUGCAUUGGACAUGGGUCUGACACGUGGAGAACUCAGAGGGUGCCUCAGGGGAAAGAAAACUCAUGAAGCAGAGGCGGGGCGCGGUGGCUCACGCCUGUAAUCCCAGCACUUUGGGAGGCUGAGGCAAGUGGAUCACCUGAGGUCAGGAGUUCGAGACCAGCCUGGCCAACAUGGCAAAACCCCAUCUCUACUAAAGAUACAAAAGUUAGCCGGACGUGGUGGUGCCUGCCUGUAAUCCCAGUUACUCGGGAGGCUGAGGCAGGAGAAUUUUGCUUGAACCCGGGAGGCGGAGGUUGCAGUGAGUCAAGAUCACACCACUGCACUCCAACCUGGGAAAUGGAGUGAGACUUUGCCUCAAAAAAAAA